Molecule: messenger RNA, 5460 nt
Organism: Electrophorus electricus (electric eel)
Lineage: Eukaryota; Metazoa; Chordata; Actinopteri; Gymnotiformes; Gymnotidae
Source: RefSeq, a predicted model, not a curated record
UGCUGUUUCUUUUCUGCCACAGCAGCUCUGGGUGAGAACCUAGAAGGGUGUUUGAGAAACGGAGGGUCUCUGGGAUUCACCUGAUCACAGAAAAGACUUUACACGAUGGGGAAGUCGGAGAGCCAGAUGGACAUAAUGGAGAAGACAGCUAAACCCAGACGGCACGGGUGCAGCCUCGUGGAGAUUGGUUUGUCCAUCAUGUUACUGCUCACGAGCUGUGCUUUGGCGGGAAUGAUCGUCCUGUACGCCUCCGCGCGCAAAGGGCUCCAGUAUCGCUUCAGGAACCACAGCAACAUCUGCAUGACCCCAGACUGUGUCACUGCAGCGGCGAGGCUGCUGCAGAACAUGGAUCCCAGAGUGGACCCGUGCCAGAACUUCUACCAGCACGCCUGCGGAGGCUGGCUGGAGAGGCAUGUGAUCCCAGAGAGCAGCUCCCUCCACAGCGUCUUUAACGUUCUGCGGGAUGAGCUGGAGAUUGUGCUCAAGGGAGUUCUGGAGACUGAGUGCACAUGUGACCGGGACGCGUUCAGGAAAGCCAAAGUGCUGUACCGGUCAUGUAUGAAUGAGAGUGUGAUCGAGCAGCGCACCUCACAGCCCCUGCUCAAGCUUAUUGACGCUAUGGGGGACUGGCCCGUGGCGUCAGAGGGCUGGAGCAGCACAGCAGAGGAGCCGCUGUGGUUGGAGGACACCCUGGCCACUCUGAACACGCGAUACAACAGGAAGGUGCUGCUGGACAUGUUCGUGUGGCCUGACGAUCGCGACUCCAGUCAUCAUGUCAUUCACAUUGACCAGCCAUCACUAGGAAUGCCCUCCAGAGAUUAUUACUUCAACAAUGGCAAUUACAAAAAGGUGCGUGAGGCCUACCUGCAGUUCAUGGUUUCCAUGGCAAUAAUAGCACGGGAGGACAGGAACUUGACCCAGGAGGAUGAGCGUGUGUGGGAGGAAAUGAUGCAAGUACUGGCGCUUGAGAGGGAUAUCGCCAAUGCGACGUCGACAGCCGAAGCGCGUAGUGACAUCACUGUCCUCUACAACAAGAUGACUUUGAGUGACCUGCAGGAGACCUUUGGCCUUGAUGGAUUUAACUGGACACACUACAUCCAGGAAAUCAUGGCGAGCGUUUCUGUGGUGGUGCAGGCAGACGAGCCCAUCGUGGUCUACUGCACGCCGUACCUGGAGCAGCUCGACAGGGUCCUGUCUCGAUAUAACCGCAGAACUGUGCAGAACUACCUGGUCUGGAUGCUCGUUAUGGACAGGGUCGGCACCCUGAGCCGCCGCUUCAAAGACGUGCGCGCCUACUACAGAAAGGUCUUGCACGGUACAACGGUGGAGGAGGCACGCUGGCGGGACUGCGUGCGAUAUGUGCAGAGCAGUAUGGAGAACGCAGUUGGGGCUCUGUAUGUGCGCGAGACCUUCGCCGGAGACAGCAAACGCAUGGGGAGUGUUGGUGAAUUGAUUAGAAAGAUUCGGGAAGCCUAUGUAGAAACACUAGAGGAGCUGAACUGGAUGGAUGACCAGUCCAACGCAAAGGCAAGAGAGAAGGCUUUGGCGAUCUCAGAGCAAAUCGGCUACCCAGAUUAUAUUUUGCAAGAGGAGAACCAGAAACUUGAUGAGGAGUAUAUUCACCUGAACUUCAGUGAGGAGAGUUACUUUGAGAACAGUCUGCAGAAUCUCCAGGCCACGGCUCAGAAAGGACACAAGAGAUUGCGAGAACCUGUAGACUCUGACCUGUGGAUCAUUGGUGCGGCAGUGGUCAAUGCAUUCUACUCUCACAACAGGAACCAGAUAGUGUUUCCUGCUGGAAUUCUGCAGCCUCCGUUCUUCAGUGAGAAACAGCUCCAAGCCCUGAACUUUGGUGGGAUUGGGAUGGUUAUUGGCCAUGAAAUCACACAUGGCUUCGAUGACCACGGGCGUAACUUUGAUAAGAAUGGCAACAUGCAGAACUGGUGGAGUAACUACUCCACACAGCACUUUGAGGAGCAGUCCAAGUGCAUGGUGCAGCAGUACAGCAGGUUCACAUGGAAGCUUUCAGGAGAUCAAAACGUCAGUGGGAUUACCACUUUAGGAGAGAACAUUGCCGAUAAUGGAGGACUUAGGCAAGCAUAUAAGGCGUACAUGAAGUGGUUGGAGAGGGAAGGUGAGGAGCCGGGGCUUCCUGGUCUGGACAUGGACCAUAAACAGCUCUUCUUUCUCAACUUCGCCCAGAUAUGGUGUGGUGCCUGCCGCCCUGAGUAUGCCAUCCAGUCCAUCAAGACAGACCCUCACAGUCCACUGGAGUACAGAGUCCUGGGGUCCCUGCAGAACUUUGAUGCCUUUUCAGAGGCAUUCCAGUGUGAGAGAGGCACCCCCAUGAACCCGGAGGAGAAGUGCAGAGUGUGGUAGUUUGUCUAGGCCUGUGGUAGUUUGUCUGGGCCUUGUGCCACAUGUCUGAUGUCCUUCUCUUAACCUUGGCACCAGAGGGGAAAGUCCUGAGUGCUGUGUUUUAAGGGACUUUGGGUGGGCUGCCUUAAUGUGAGAGUUUCUCAGAGACACAGACGUGUGUCGGCACACACGGGUACGCAGACGGGUUUUAUUGGUCCCUUCUUACCUCCGAGUGUGGUGUGCUGAAUGGUAGGGGUGUAUUAACCCUCAACCACUGUCUGUAUCUGUAUUUGUCUCUUGGAAAGUGAGUUGGUUACUUAUCAAUCCAAUAUAAUACCAAUUCUUGAAGCAAAUAUGACAUGAUGACACUGAAUAUGUUUCUUAAAUACUUUGACACGUGUUUGUUGUAAAGAUGAUGUAUAUAGAUAAUUGCUUAUUGCUGGCGUUACGUGUGCUGAGUGCUUCACAGAAAUGUUAUGCUUCUCCUGAGAUCCUACAACCAUCCAUCAGGCUUUGAAGCUCAUACACUUUUUGAUGAGAAUUGAAGGCCCUGAUUUGGCACAGGGCAGCCUUAAAACCGUGUAUGACGAAACAAGAAAAGAGACUUUUAGCUUUUUUGAAGCAUGUUGUGAUGAGGAAAAAGGUUUAUGACAGUGGAGGCACCUUUAUUUUGAGAUUAAUAUACAUUCUCAGAGUUGCAAACGUACUGUUAAAAAAAUCAGGGUUUAGUAAAAUGUAACCUGUAAAUAUAAGGUGUUACCUCCAUCUACUGUAAUGGUCACCUAAAGACUUCAAGACUGUUAAAUCACUCUCUUAACUUUGUAGAUUUUACAUACGUGCUGUACAAGGGGUAGUUAAAGAAAUGGCGUUCUUAUAUUUGUGGCAUUUGUUCAUGAUGAUGUAAUGUGUAACGGACAGGGAUCUCCCUCGGCGUGGACCGUGUGAGAACAGCGAAUGCUCUGUGGUCUUCUAGCCAUCCAGCAGUGCAGCUCUGUGCUGGUUUGGUGACGGGUGAAGGGUAAGCUGGUGUAAUGUUGCUUUGGGGGACGGUCUCUGGCCCCAUGAGCGAUCCAUCACUGAACAUGCGAUGUUUACUUGUAUGCAGACAAGGUAGAGUCCAGAGGUUUCUCUUUUGUAGCUGUUUGGACACUGCAGUCACUAAAGGACAGCUAAGGCUGUCCAUCAUACAACACGCACAUUCUUCAGGGAGAAGCGGCACUCUCUGAUACACCAAGUUAACUUUAACAAUGUUACGAAGGCAGUUUUGUUAAUCCAGGAAUGUUUUCCUACACUCACUAAAAGUUAUUGGAUAUUGUUCCCUAUUGAUAGCUGUUUUCCCACUAAUAACAUCCAUAAUUGAAAUGUUUUCACAGCUACAUCUAAGGCAGUAUAGUGAUAUAUUUACACCCAUAGUAUUUUGGUACAAAACAUUUCAAUCUUAGCAUGUAAGGCACUUGCAUUAUUUUCCCAGUUGCUAGAUUGACUGAAGCUGUUCCUUUAGAUGUUAAUUUUAGAUGUUAAUGUAAUAUGGAGGCAGCAGUCUAGUAGCCUGGUUGCCUUCAGGGUUUUGUGAAUGCACUAAAAGUAAGAGACAGACUUGAUAAUAUUAAUAAUUUAGUGUGUCGGAGCAUAUUAGGAGAAGGUUUAAAAAAAGCAUUGCCCAUGGACAUGUCUGAUUGCGGGAAGGAGGGUGGAGUGACGCCUCCUGAUCUGAGUUGAUCAGCUGUGUGACAGUGUGAUGGAGCGUGGCAUCUUGCCGCUCAGACGGACACUCUGGAGCGAGAAGGCCUUCUCAUUACAGAAGCAGCCCUGAGCGCGGACCAUCUCUUCAACCUCGAUUAAGCAGCACUGGAAUUCACUGGAAUAUCAAGCAAACUUUAGAGUGGCAGUGCAGGACUGGCAUGCGCUGAAAGCUUAGUCAGUAACCAUAAAAAAUCUGGUUGCCUUUGACAUUGAUUAUGACUGUUAUCACAGAGACUCUGGUUAAUGGAAAAAUCAAAUAUGCAUUUGACAGAUUUGCUAGCCAUUCUGUACAGGACCAUAAUGGCAUGUACUGUUUGUAGGAGAUUCCUUGUACAGGGAAAGCAAGCUAGUUUCCAAGUGUUUGGACAGACUGAACAGAAGAGCUUGGUGUUCUAUUAAAGCUACAACAACUGUAGAUUUACUUUUAAAAUGUUGCAUUUAAAAGUUGACUGGCAGAAUUUUGUGACCUACAUUCAUAGCCCAGAAUGCACAGCUGCAGAGUUGAGUUGUCUGAAGCAAACCCUGAACCUCAGAGUCUUUAGGUUGGUUGUGACUGUGAUUGGUAGGAGGUCCAGAAACACUGCUGAAGAAAUGUUUGCUAAAAACUGGCCUCCUUUCUCUGUGUAUGGGAUGAAUACUCCAGGGAAAUGUACUUGCACUUUUGUAUUGGGAAUUCAGAAAGAUGCUUGCUGAUGUGUAAUUCUUGUAACUUUGGUGAGGGAAACUUGUAUAUAUAAUCUAUAAAGUGGGUGGGUGUGGGGGUGUGUGUGUUUAUAUAUUAUAGCUUGAAGUAUUUGUCAUAUAGUACAGUUUUGGGCUAUGACACACUAUCUAUAUAAAUGUGUUAACUGGCAUCUCAAUGUCCAUUACAUUAAAAGAAAGUACAAACACUUUUUUCGCGAACUGUGAACUACAUACAUUUUCAGUGAAUGCACUCGGAUCAAAAUUAUACUUUAGGUUCUUACGAAGAUGAUAUGUAAGGCAAAUCAUCUAGAAACCAUUCAUGAGCGUUGCUGUGUCCUGGACUGCUAACAUAGUAUGGAUGGAGCUUGGAAAAGCCAUAUUGUACUUUGUGAACCUCUGUCAGUUUUUAAUGUUUCUAUACAUAGACACUCUGCAAAAGUUGUUUUAAAUAUUAAAGAUCACGUAUUUGCUUCUUGCUACUUGCUUAAGCCAAUUGUAUGUGUGCUGGUAUGUGACAUUUCUGUGAAUUCUGUGUAUUCUAAGAUGGAGCUGUUUCAUUGCAGAAAACUUGUUAAUAAUGAACUAAAUUACCCAGUAGCAUCGUGUGUUGGGUCAGUCAUGCGUACUUGUUAAGUGUAUUAAGAGCCAUUUUGAAAUGCUAAGUAUUUAAUAAAG